AUGGUCAAACUUACUGAAGUCGAAGACGAGCACUUCACCGACAAGCCCACUGCCACCAAGCACGACGCUCUCCUGGUCUCUGAUGACGAGGAUGACUACUCAGACACUGACUCCGAGAUCUCCGACGAUGAGGAUGUCGAGCUCGAGGCCGAGUCGGUCUACGAGCGUAUCGCCGCUCUGAAAGACAUGAUUCCCCCCUCCGCCCGCCGCACCGUCUCCAACACCGUCUCUUCCAUCACAGACCUCACCAAGGCCAGCUUUUCAUUCAGCGGCAAGGCCCUCUGGAUCAUCAGCACCAGUGCUUUCUUGCUCGGUGUGCCAUUCGCCUUGGCCUACGCCGAGGAGGAGCAGUACAUCCAGAUGGAGCGCGAGCAGGGAAUGAUCAAGGGAGCCAACGAGAUGCUCACCCCCGGCACCGAAACCGAGAAGCUUGCUCAACCCACUCUGUAA
Penicillium concentricum is the source of this 450-nucleotide messenger RNA. Its product is annotated as mitochondrial import receptor subunit TOM22. NCBI's taxonomy places the organism in Eukaryota, Fungi, Ascomycota, Eurotiomycetes, Eurotiales, Aspergillaceae. The coding region runs from base 1 to 450 and encodes 149 amino acids. Gene Ontology annotation, cellular component: mitochondrial outer membrane. The transcript has 3 exons. The record is from RefSeq and is a predicted model, not a curated record. Gene Ontology annotation, biological process: intracellular protein transport.